UCACCCCUCCAUCUGUCUAUUCUGUAUAGAAGAUACAAUCGCACUCACCACACCCCUACACUCACACUCUCUCACUCCCCCACUCUCUCGCCCUUGUUUGAUUUGACUACACUUGUCCUUGCACCUCGUUCAAGAUGCAUUACCACGCUACCACACUCGCUCUCGCCGGCACCAUGGCUGCGUCGGUUGCUGCUGGGGGACACGGUGGUGGUCAAAGUGCGGCUUCUGCCACCUCUGCCACAUCUGCCGCCUCCACCGGCAGCACAUCGCUCAGCUUGCCCGCCUACGGCUGGCCGUCCUCUUCUUCCUCCAGUGAUGUCGUUGCUGCCGUCAGCACGUCCUCUGCUUCCUCCAGCAGCAUUGCUGGGGCAGUGAGCACGUCUUUGACCAGCUCGAUUCCCGGGUACGGGUGGGGAAGCAGCAGCGCACCGGCCAGCAGUAGCGACGUGGUUGGGCCGACGUUCACCUCGAUUGCGUCCAGCUCGGCUUGGGGCUACGGAGCGUCUUCUAGUUCCGUCGCAGGAGCUCAGAGCACGUCGAUUGCUUCGUCCAGCUCGGAAGCGGCCGCUCAGAGUACGUCGAUUGCGUCCAGCUCGAACUGGGGUUACGGAGCGUCUUCUAGCUCCGUCGCAGGAGCUAUCAGCACUUCGCUUUCUUCCAGCAACGCCUGGGCGUACCCGACGGCCUCCAGCGCCGUCACCGUUGGUCCUGUGAGCACUUCGCUUGCCUCAAGCUCCGGCUGGGGGUGGUACAACUCGAGUGCGCCGGCGUCCAGCUCCGUCGCGGCGGCCAUCAGCACCUCUUCCUCUUCCGCCACUGGAUGGGGCCCGUACACCACGUGCAACAGCACCACCAGCGCCGUGACAGUGGGACCGGUGAGCUCAAACAAGCCCACGAGUAACGCGUGGUCAAGCACAGGUACGUCCACCUUCGUCCCCACCAGAAUGGCGUUUGGAAGGAAUGAACGGAUGGGACACGAGAUUGUACGGAUGGUUAUGGAUUACGGCUGGGUCAUGUACGGAUAUGAAUACAGGGAUACAGGAUGGAGAGAACUAAUGCGUAAUACACACGACUGUUGCCCAAUACAAUUCAUCAUUUUGUGUCUCCAAAUCUCGUAUCCGCCUCCCUUUGUCAUUUCUUCAUUUGAUGUUUGAUGCAACAACCACGUGUCGAUCUGGACCCAUGUUCCACGAGCGCUAGCGUUGCGAGAACAACA
Molecule: messenger RNA, 1216 nt
Organism: Neohortaea acidophila
Lineage: Eukaryota; Fungi; Ascomycota; Dothideomycetes; Mycosphaerellales; Teratosphaeriaceae
Exons: 3
Coding region: 135-1154 (339 amino acids)
Source: RefSeq, a predicted model, not a curated record